Messenger RNA from Argentina anserina (silverweed cinquefoil), 689 nucleotides. RefSeq names its product dirigent protein 23-like. The record is from RefSeq and is a predicted model, not a curated record. The transcript has a single exon. Bases 16 to 579 code for a protein of 187 amino acids. NCBI's taxonomy places the organism in Eukaryota, Viridiplantae, Streptophyta, Magnoliopsida, Rosales, Rosaceae.
ACUAUCUAUCCCAUUAUGCCUGCCUCUGUGGUUCAUGUUCUACUCCUUGCCCUCCUCUUAACUAAAGUCACCUCUACCUCUCACCACCACCACCACCACCACCACCACCAUCAUGACCAACUCAAGUCCCUCCACUUUGCGCUUUUUCAACACGAAACCAUUAACAAAACCGGAUACAUUGUAGUUAAUGGCGUGGCCGGAACAGGUGUUAGUCAAACAACAACACCUUUUGGUACCCUCUUUGUUUUCCAGGAUCCGAUGACUGUCACAGCCAAUCGCUCUUCGAAGAUAGCUGGGAGAGCUCAAGGAACUUCCAUCACUUCCAGCUUGGAUGGGCUUGAGAGCAUUUCAAUUGCUAAGAUAACCUUGCGGCUGAAGCACUAUCGUGGAUCGAUUUCUAUUGUUGGAGGCACACAUAAUAUCAAGCCGGCCGAUCAUCCUGUUGUCGGAGGCACCGGUGAUUUCAAGCUUGUGCAGGGCUAUGUAACAUCAUCUCCGGUCAAUCUCACUGGCUUAACUGUUACCUACAAGAUCGCAUUCCAUCUUUACUGGCCUCCAUAUGCAACUCAAGCUUCUUAAUCCUAGAGUCAUUCCGACACAAAAGUGUUUCUAAAUUUCAAGUGUAUUCCACUUUUGCUGUAAAAUCUUAAAUAAGAAAAAUCUAAAGUGAGUGAUUUGAUCAUCGAUUA